AUGCUGCAGACGCUGGAUUCCCAACCAAGCCUCAAGCCCAGCUACUCCAACAGCAACAGCGGCGACAAACCACCGGGUCUCCUACGGCUCCCUCCCGAACUGCGUCUCAAGAUCUACGAAUACGUGCUCGAUACCCCCAAUGACUAUCUCGACCGUCCCUUGAUCGUGCUCGACGACCGCGGCAGCAGCUUCACUGCGCGCGGUCGAUACCGUGCCUUGAGCAUGAAUCCUACCUGGCAGGGGGGCGGGGAUGGUCGGUCGCGCAAGCUGCUGUCCGUCAAUCGCCAGAUCCACGACGAGGCCGAAGACUUCCUGUACUCGCACUACACCUUCUUCUUCCGCAACUCGUUCAACCUCGAGCGCGCCGGCGACUUCCUCGACACGCUGAGCGCCACGGCGCGCAGCCGCAUCCGCAACGUCGGCUUCGAGAUCUUCUUCUUCGUGCAUAACCAGACGGGCGUGCCCAAGCGGACCCUGAAGCUGUACGGGCAGGUGGGCAAGAUGAUGCAGGAGCGCCUGCCCCGCUGGAAAUCCGUCAUCUUCUAUCUGGACCCGCGGUUCUAUUUCCCCACGCCCCAGGUCGGCGGCAAGGAGCUCGCUGCGCGGGGGGUCUUCUAUCUGGCGACCAUCUUCGGGGCGCUGGGCAAAGAGGUCACCUUCUAUCCGGUGCAGCCCAUCCACCGGCACGUCAUCGAAGAGGCAGAACGACAAGUGCGACGGGGGAGUCGUUCUCAGGAUCGGCCGUCGCUGUAG
Molecule: messenger RNA, 753 nt
Organism: Rasamsonia emersonii CBS 393.64
Lineage: Eukaryota; Fungi; Ascomycota; Eurotiomycetes; Eurotiales; Trichocomaceae
Exons: 1
Coding region: 1-753 (250 amino acids)
Source: RefSeq, a predicted model, not a curated record